Molecule: messenger RNA, 5699 nt
Organism: Meleagris gallopavo (turkey)
Lineage: Eukaryota; Metazoa; Chordata; Aves; Galliformes; Phasianidae
Source: RefSeq, a predicted model, not a curated record
AAUGGAUCUGGAAAGACUCCUAUCUCGCAGCCGUCUCCAACAUGCACCCAUUUUCUGAAGACUCAAAGCUGUUCUCCACCACAUUGCUAUCAAAACUGGUGUGCUUAUACCCAUACAAGGCUUUUACCAACAGUUGUAGUGGACAACCUGGAAACCUUGUCAUCAGGCAGAGCAAAGCCUUGCACUUGGCUUUUUGGAUCCUGUGCUCAGAGUUCCCAGACAAGAAGACACCAAGCCUAUAGGAUUGAACAUAAAAUAGUAACAUCGCUGGAGUGGAGGUGUUGUCCUGGAUACAGUGGGCAAAAUUGCCAACCAAAAGCUCAAGAACGUCAAUCAUUUCUGCACAGCACUCAGGCUGAAAGCAGCAGAAGUCUCAAUGAAAGGACACCAGGAGCUACACAGGAGCCUAGUGGGCCAGCACUUGCACAAAAAAUGAAUGAGAAUAUUAGCAGUCAGGAAAUGAAAUUGACUUUUCUACAGAAGAAGGUUGACAACAUUGCUGCUGCCAUGAAUGAUUUGAGAAAGAUGCUGUCUUCUCUGGAAGGCAAAAUCAAUGAAGAUAAGGGUACAGACUUGCAAUCUUUUCUACAAGGUCUCAAAUCCAGGAGUAUUAAUAUGUUAGUCAAAGAUAUUGUUGGAGAACAGUUAGAAGUAUUUCGAAGAGAAAUGCUAGAGAACACGGCGCAGAUUUUCAAGACGGUGUCUAGUUUGUCAAAUGAUCUUGAAAAUACAAAAGAAUUAGCGAAGCACCUAAAUGAAACACAAAGAAAAUUUUCUCUAGAAAAGGAAAUGGGGCCAACAAAUCUUGACAUUUUGGAGCUGAAGAGUCAUAUGGUAGAGAUGAAAGAGGAAAUUACUCUAACUUGUUAUAAGCCUAUGAAAGCUUUAUGGAAAAAGCAGAAAUCCUUGGAAGACAACUUAGAGCAUCAACAGUCAAGAAGUGUCAUUUAUUAUGAAUCUUUAAAUAAGACCCUUAAUGAAAUGAGAGAUGCUCAUGAACAAUUAUUAUCAGCUGAAGCAUCUCCAAAACAAAACAUCCCUUCGACAGAUGAAGUCAUAGAGUACAAUAUUACAGAGUACAUGUUCACUCUGCAUGAGAAGGUGAAAAAACAAGAUCUAAUAGUACUACAGAUCUAUGAUGACUUAAGAGUCCAGGAUAACAAAAUUAGCAACCUCAGUCUUGAAUUGGAAAUUCAGAGAGGAUCUGUUCUGGGAGUCUGUGAUGACAUGUUGUCUGAGAGCAGAAAGGAUUUCCAAAUGCAGCUGUCAGGAACCCAAGAAAAUGUUCUUGUCCUAAACAGAAGCAUCUCUGAUUUGGUCCUUUCAUUGGACAGUAAGAUGGACAAAAUGAAUGAGCAAAUUAAUGACUUGUCAUAUGAUAUGGAGAUCCUGCAACCCUUUAUUGAGCAAGGUCCACCUUUUAGUCUGACUUCUGAGUAUGAUCAACGAAUCCAAUCUGAAGCAAUCAAUGAGAAACUUGAAAACCUCACAGUUAUUGUUAACAGAAUGAGUUCUAUCAUUAAGGAACUCUCAAAAACUCAGGAAGGACUUAAAAACAAAUCUCAGGAUUAUCAGGAGUUCUUGGAGAGUCGUAUGAAUGAGUGCUCUGUGGAAAUAGAAGAUGGAUUAAACAAGACCAUGAUAAUAAUAAAUAGUGCUAUUGAUUCUAUUCAAGACAAUUAUGUACAGAAAGAUAUGUUAUAUACUCUGAAAAAUGAGACUGAGGUCUGCUGUGGCAGGGCUGAGAAGCUGGACAGCCUGUUGGCUGUCCUUUCCCAAUUCCAACAGUUGAAUGAAUCCAUCUGGACAUCACUUAUUGGCAAGCAGAAGCACGAAUUCACUUCACAAGUAGUUCCAUUGCUUUCUGAUCUCCCACGUGUAGAGUCUGACAAAACUAUCCUUCACAAUUUUAGAAGAAUUUACUAUAUUUUAAAUGAAACAUCGUCAAAAAUAGACAAUCAGCAACAGGAUAUUGCUCACCUGGAAGAAAAACUAAUUGACUAUCUGGAAGCAUCAAAGGACCUUGAAGUUCGUCUCCUGGUUGCAGAGUCAAAAAUUUCCAAGUUUUUGGCAAAUAACUGUGUUUCACAGAAAAAAACUAAAGCUACUUUGACAGAGAAAGAACAAGCAGCCUCACUUCAGCUCCAGCCACUGACUUCCAGAAUCAAGGCCCUGGAAUCAAAGUCAAUCCAUUUCUCAAACAGCAUCGUACUUCUGAACAAGACUGCGUAUGAGGCCUGGGGGUUGUGUCAAGAUGCCAACAGCAGGAUCCAGAAAGUGAAUGCAAGUAUACCUGUAUUAAUUCAACUUGCUCAGCCAGAUAUUCCUCUGCUGCACAGAGGACUCCAAGAGCUCAUUGAGUCUGUGCUUGAGAUAAAAGCAGGGACUAUACUGACAAAUCUAACACAGCAUGUUGACACGUUGGUGGCAAGUGCAAUAAACAAUGUUACUGAACUUCAGAAGCAAGUGAAACCAACUAUGAAGAAACCAGCUCUAGUGAAAAGAGCAGCAAACAUCACCAUGAGUCUGACAAGCCGAAGUCAGAGAAAUACAGAUAACACCAUAGACUCAGGGCAGUAUUCAGCUUGUGUCAGCUCCCCAUGCCAGAAUGGAGGAACCUGUAUCAAUGACAGACAGCGUUUUGUUUGUGCUUGUCGCCACCCCUUUGGAGGAGUCAGUUGCAGUACAAAGCUGGUGAACGAUGAUACUCUGAGUGUUGAUUUUUCAAAGGGAUCGUACAGAUAUGCACCUAUGGUGGCCUUUUUUGCCUCUCAUACGUAUGGGAUGACGACUCCAGGACCCAUCAGAUUUAACAAUCUAGAUGUCAACUAUGGAGCUUCAUUUGCUCCAGCAACUGGGAAGUUCCAUGUUCCAUAUCUUGGGGUGUAUGUUUUUGAAUAUACCAUUGAAUCAUUUAGUCCCCGUGCCUCUGGCUAUUUGGUUGUUGAUGGAACAGACAAACUCAGUUUUCAGGCUGAAAAUAUUAAUAGUAAUAAAUACAAUGACAGAGUAAUUGCUGGAAAUGCAUUGUUAGAGUUAAAUUAUGGUCAAGAAGUCUGGCUCAGACUGGCAAUGGGUUCUAUACCAGCCAAGUACCCACCGGUCACUACAUUUAGUGGUUACUUAUUGUAUCGUACCUAAAUCACUCAUAAAUGUAAACAUUCACCAUCAAAUGAAGCACCUGGCAUAUACAUUUACCUUUUAAAUAUGUCAUUUCUUUCACAGCAACAAGCUUUUGAAAGUAACUAAAGCGAUGGCAUUGGCAUUUGAAGCAUCUACUGGGCUGAUUAUCCAUAUUGCUUGUGCAUGCUACAAAACAAGUCCAUAGGGUGUGAAUAUAGGAAAAAUAAACAUCUUCCUUUUGUAAACAUGAGUCAGAAGCACAGUUCUAAUUAUGUCCUGUUUUUCAUUGGAUAAACAGACAAGGAAGCUGAGAAUCAGUUCUCAAGAAUAAUCAGAGCUUCUUUUGGUUACUGCUUUACAACAUGAUUGCACACCAAAGGAGAUGGAUAGAUUUUUUUGAUGAUUUGAAUGAUGUACUGCUACUUAGCUCAUUGUACCAAAGGGUAGUCAUAUGCAGAUUUUUUGCAGAAAAAAAUCUUUUUCUCAGUUCGCUUGUUAUUACCCACCAGGUACCUUGAUAUAUCAGCAAUUAAUUGAUUCAGAAUUUCACAUGGAACCAUUAUGAUAAGAAACUUAUUUUUUUUUGUAUCGCAGAACAAGAAUCUAUGUGCUUAUGUGCUCAAAUCAGAAGUAAGCUGGUCAUUUUUAGUGUUGAAUAUCAUUAGUCAUAGGAAAAACAUUACAAUGGACUUGGUGGAGACUUACUCGUGCUUAAAGCAUUUAAAUCACAGCUGGCUUUCCUUAGGUGAAGUCUUUGAGCAAGCAUUGUUAUAGGGGCUUUAUACACGUUUUGGUGUGUAGUCUUUAGCUUAUAGUAUGCAAGGCUAAAUGAGAUAACCAUAGCUGUCCUUUCUAAGUUAGAACUCUAUGAAUCUCUGAUACUUUUUGUUUCUGCAUUAUAUUCACUGACUACUAAGGCAGGAUGAAAUGAACUACGAAUUUCAGUCUGCAUAAUACCAACUGUGUUUACUGAGCACCAAACCAAUUAAAAAAGUAUUUUCACUCUAUACUAUGACUGCCUGUGUAACUCUUGUCACUUUGCCCAUUGCUUCAACGGGGAACAGUUUGGACCUAACUAAAUAAAAAUAAGACAACCGAUUUUUACAUACUUAUUCCAGAAAAUACUACCUCUAAUGUAUACGAACUGGGAAGUGUACGCUGGUAAACAUUUUACAAUGAAAUGAAAGUUAAUUCUUCACAGUGAACACCAGAUACUGUAGUUCAUCCUGUUUCUCUCUUUUGCAUGCUGAGUUGGUUAAAUAGUUUAAACUCUAGAUGAUAGGUCCAGUCUUUGUACUUCAUGUUAAGAGCAUCAGUACUCCUCCUGUGCUGCUGCUGGAGCCUAGCCUGGUGCAUAGGGUUCAACUUACACUGAGCUGCAGGGUUGCUUAAUUUCAUGGGAAGUCGUUUGAGGUGUUCUUUAACAGCAGAUGUGAUCAGAGUUUUCUGCAGUCUUCCUUCAAAUUUAAGGCUUUUUUAAAUGCUGGAAAAAACAAGAGAGGACAUAAAGUGGUCUCACCAUCUGCUCUAAUCUUGGAUUUGUCCUGCUGUGGAAUAGGAAUCAUGCUUGACCUAGGGAAAUACAUACUCGCUACUGCAAGCCAAGCUGUCCCAUUGCAUUUCUUUCUUUUUUUUUUUCUUUCCUGAGCAUAGUGAUCUGAAAGAAAGCCUCUUCUCAUUUCUUUGCUGCAACCAGCCAGUUGGUUACAUGUCCGAGGCUUUUUCUGUUUUCAAAGGCUUACUGUGAUUUCAAGGGAGAUGAAAAUGUUAUAUUAAAGCUCAUUUUUCUGAAGACCUAAAUCCACUAAUUACUUGUUAAUAGAUCUUGCAGCGUUUAAGUACUCAAAAACAUAGGAUGUUUCCCUAAAGGAUCUGAAAUAAAGAAAGCCACUACACUAACUGCAAAUUUCAUUAACAGGUUAGAAUGUUUUUCUGUUGCUUGCAUUUUUGUUUUGGAUUUUUUGUAAGCCUUAAGUUCUUUCACAUUUGUGGCAGAUGGAUUCUUGAUAUACCAUGAUGCUUGAAUGAGUGUGCUACAGAUCUUUCUACUGUUGCAUAUUUUAUUUUUCUUUAAAUACUCAAAGUCCUUGAUAGAAUCCUAACUCAGCCUACCGUAUCAUUGAAUUUUAUCAAACUUAAUGACUGCAUGCUGCAAUCCCCCCUUGUAUGAUUUUGUCAUUUUAAUGUGUUUAGUCUUCUUUAUUCCUGCUGUGGCUAUGGGUAAGUGGCGUGAAAAUUACUCUGCAGAUGAAAUUCAAAUGACCCACCAGAGACUGUGUGUCUAUUUUAAGUUGACUUUCUUUGCCCUUGCUGCCCUUGCCUCUAUGAGGUACAGGCUUACUCCUCUCCACUCUUUUUCACCGAUAACCAGAAACUUUCUCGGCCGUUUUAUUGCUUUCCUUCCUCUUUUGUUGUUGUUGGUUUUGUUUCCACAUGAAACUCCUAAUUCCUUAGUUGUAGAGUAAAAACUCUGUUUAAAGCUGCAUCUGUAGCUGUAACACAGGAAGAUAAUUUCCCGACUUCAAAAUAAUACUGAAACUUUUGCUUAUCAUAUUAUUUAAAACACGGAAGAAAUA